AUGUGUGAUUGGUCGGUUGGCUUCGUCCUCUUUGUCACCUCCCUUGUGGAUCCGUUGGAUAUGUCAGCUCCUUCGAUUUCAAAAUUGAUAGCAAUUCAAGAACAUCAAAUCUAUCUUUCACUUUCUGUAUCCAUUCAAGUUCAGAUAUUUAAUUUUGUAUAUCAAAUCAAUAGAAUACACACAGACGAUUCAUGUCUUCAAAGAGAAUGUGAUUUUCAUGAGCGUAAAUCACUCUAUCAUAUGAUAUUGUAUGGUAGAACAGAUCUAUUCUUCAAGUAUGCAGAGUAUCAAGUUGUACCAGAAUCAAUCGCCAAUGAUAAACCGUCAUCGAUGGUGUCAAACAAGCAAAAGAAUAAGAAAAAGGAAAAUGUUAGUCUGAUCGAUAUGUUACCAGAAUCCGAUUCAAUUCUUUUGAAAGCAGCAUUUAGGUGUUGUAAUCUCAAAGUAGUAGAGUACCUACUCAGUAGAAGACCAGAUCUAUCUAUCUCCGAAGGUGCACAUGAACCAACUCAGUUACAAGUAGCCAAGAGUGGAAAUCUACAGUUAUUGCGACUGUACGCCCAGAAUUCGCUAAGAGCAUUGACCAGUAGCGUAGCAAAACCAUCAUCGACGAUAUUGUCCAACAAUAUUCUAGGUUAUUUCAAGAUUGCUAUUUCCAUUGGAAUCGAAAAUGGUGAUCUGCCAUUGCUCAGGAUAAUAGUCGACGAAUGUAGAGCAGCUCUGGUGAAUGUCGAUAAUUAUAUGAUGGGUAAAAUCAAGUAUUUACAUCGAAUCGAUCUAAGAGAGUUGAGUAAAGAUGAAACACUCACCCACCAGACUUUGGAUUUCUGUUUAGAGAAUGAUAUCCUUGGUAGUCAGUGUUGGAGAUUAAUAAUUAGCGGUGCGAUAUCCGGUGGAAAUUGGAGUGUACUUCGUUUUAUAGUCGAUAGGAAACUUCAACACUACUUAAUGGAGGAGAUCGAUUUUGUGCGGAUGCCUACCAACCAUAUUUCUAGACACGGUAUGGAGAUGGUGGAAUUUAUCAUUGCCAACUGGCCAGAUCUACAAUUCAAUAUGGAUUCAAUGAUGGAUGCAAUCAAAGCCGAUCGACUCGAUAUCUUUAAGGUGAUGUACCAACAUUCCGGAUCAUUGAUAAGUGUACCGCAAUCGCUAAACUACGCUUUGCGUACCGGUAGUAAAUCGAUCAUCGAUUACAUCCUAACAGAGUUGUCCAGUCAUAUCAGAUCACCACUGCCAAUACAACAAGUUCAUCCAAGUCUACUAUCGAAAGAGUUUUUUAAAGAUCCAAUUGUACAGAAAUAUUUUAUAUUCUCAGGUUCACAUAUGUUAAAGGAUAUCAUUGAAUUUGACCAUAGCAGAGAGUUGGUCAAUUACAUUCUAUCGUUGGAGAUGUCGACGGAUAAUAGGCCAUUUAUGACAAAUCUUUCAAUCGAUUGGAACCAAGGAAUGAUGAAAGCAUUCGAACAAUUAGACCUGGAAUUAGUCAAAACCAUAUUGGAAAUCAAGCCGGAUGUCAAGUAUACUUACCCUCUGGUUGAUCCAUCUACUGUCGAUAGUUCCAAGUAUUUAAUGAUCAUCGAAGUGCUGGCAUCGUCUGGUGUAACAAUCAAUUUCGAUCAUCUACCAUUAAUCCUACUCAAAGCCAAACAAUAUCCAUAUAUUAUGGCGAUUCUAAAGGUACUGGAUAACAACAAUCACAACUAUUACUCUAAGUUCAAUAGUAAUUUAACUGAUUCUGCUAUUGUCCAAGGUCUUUCCAUUGAGUUUAUCGACUAUCUCCUUGGACUGCCCAUACCCAAUAUCAAUAGUAAAGAUUCACUGUCAUACGCCAUCAAAAGAAGAGAUCUUCCACUGAUUAAACUUCUACAUCAGAGUCACCAGGUCCCAUUCAGAAGUAGAGAAUUCCAAUCUUUUUUGGAGUUAAAACAAGAUGAUUUAAUAGAUAGACUGAUCAUCGAUUAUUGUGAACCGAAAUUACUUGAAUCGAUGUCGAUAUCGUGGAUUUCAGUGGCAUUAUUAACUUCAUUGGAAAUGAAACGAUUGGACUAUGUUAAGAAAUUAAGAGAUUAUAUCGACUGGGUACCCAAUCCCUUCCAAAAUCUUUAUAUGGAUAUUGGUAAAAAUCAUAGAUUGGUCAUCUACAAAAAUCCAGAGAUACUCGAUAUCCUUGUAGAUAUAAUCAUAGAAUUUGUGAAUAUAGACACUCUACUUAGAAAUAUACUGUCGGAUGAUACCUCCAAUUUCGACUGUUUUAUGUUUGUUUACAAUGCAUCAAUAGAAAAGCUACAGCGGCUUCCAUGUAUUUUCGGUUUUGAGGAUGGUGAAGAAGAUGAAUUCGAUGACGAUGAACAAGAAUCAGUACACAUCCCAACAUGCGAAAAUACUCAUCCAAAUUCGGCACUUGUCAAAAACAACAAGUACAAAGAAAUAAGAGAACUCAUCAAAAGAAAACAUAUAAGAAUAGGAUCUCCUUUCCUAAAUUUAAUUAGUGAAACAGCAAUCCAACAUGGAUACUUAAAUAUAUUAGAUAUAAAAAUGUAUUAG
This is a messenger RNA of Heterostelium album PN500, 2544 nucleotides long. RefSeq lists its product as uncharacterized. Lineage: Eukaryota; Evosea; Eumycetozoa; Acytosteliales; Acytosteliaceae. The coding region runs from base 1 to 2544 and encodes 847 amino acids. The transcript is spliced from 3 exons. The record is from RefSeq and is a predicted model, not a curated record.